Cladophialophora yegresii CBS 114405 is the source of this 1482-nucleotide messenger RNA. RefSeq names its product seryl-tRNA synthetase. Lineage: Eukaryota; Fungi; Ascomycota; Eurotiomycetes; Chaetothyriales; Herpotrichiellaceae. Gene Ontology annotation, biological process: mitochondrial seryl-tRNA aminoacylation. Gene Ontology annotation, molecular function: ATP binding; serine-tRNA ligase activity; tRNA binding. The coding region runs from base 1 to 1482 and encodes 493 amino acids. Gene Ontology annotation, cellular component: mitochondrion. The transcript has a single exon. The record is from RefSeq and is a predicted model, not a curated record.
AUGUCUAUGAGAGCCUUAGAAGCGAGGACAUUCCUGCUUCGCUGCAGAAGAAGCUAUAGCACAUCCUCCCCUUUACUUCAAGAAUCACGACCAGCGACAGCUCCGAGACAAUAUCCUUCCAUCACCCAGAUCCGGGACAAUGUCGAGCUCUUCGAAAAGAAUACCCUGGUGCGAAAUUACCGCAACCAUACAGACAUCCCACGGCGAGUGGCUGAAAAUUCCCUGAAGAUUAGAGAGCUCGACCAGCGCAUGGGUGGGUCAAGACACACAUUGAAGGAGCUGCAGAAGCAGUUGAAUGCUUCCACAGGGGACAAGUCUGAGACUGUCGCGCAGAUGAAAGCAAUUCGGCCAGAAGUGGACAAAUUGCAAGCUGAAAAGGAUGCCUUGGAACUUGACUCCCAGACGAUGGCCCUGUCUUUGCCCAAUUUGACGUCCUCGGAGACGCCCACGAACAGCGAACCGAAACUGCGAUCCUACAUCAACUAUGACCCGCAGAAUCCUCCUCAGUACGGCCGUGCAGCCGACCAUUCAGUGAUUGGUGAAAAGCUGGGCCUGCUCGACUUCUCGUCCGCAGCGACGACCUCGGGAUGGGGGUUCUACUACCUCCUGAAUGAAGCUGCUCUGCUGGAACAAGCGUUGGUUCAGUACGCCAUGUCUGUCGCCAUGAGACGCGGCUGGUCGGUGGUGUCUCCGCCGUCGCUGGUCUAUUCUCACAUGGCCGCCGCAUGUGGCUUCCAACCUCGCGAUCAGCACGACGAACAUCAGAUCUGGCAGGUAGCCCACACUGAUAGAGACAAGGGAAAGCCGACCAGAAGUCUUGCUGCCACAGCCGAAAUCCCUCUUGCGGGCAUGCAUGCAAACAAAGCUAUCCCGGCAGAUCGACUACCCAUCAAGCUGGUGGGACCCAGUCGAUGUUAUCGCGCCGAGGCCGGUGCUCGGGGCGUCGACACGAAAGGCCUGUACCGCGUGCACGAGUUCACCAAGGUGGAAAUGUUUGCGUGGACCCACUCUGCGGCACCAAGCAAUGAAGGUCUCACAGACGAGGCAAGCUGGACCGAACAUGCGACGCAUCUUCUAGAUGAAAUGGUUGAUAUCCAGACCGAAAUCGUCUCAUCACUGGGCUUGCCAUGCCGAGUCCUCGAGAUGCCCUCUUCCGACCUCGGCGCCAGCGCUUAUCGCAAGAUUGACAUCGAAGCUAUGUUUCCAUCACGGAAGAAACGUGACGAAGGAUGGGGUGAAGUCACGUCUGCUUCUAUCUGCACGGAUUACCAGAGCCGCAGGCUUGACACGAGGGUGUUGGAGCCGGAUGGGUCCAGGAAGAAAUUCGCACACACUGUCAAUGGCACGGCGGUAGCGGUGCCCAGAGUCCUCGCUGCCAUCCUUGAGAAUGGCUGGCGGGAGGAUGAGGGAUGCGUGGUUAUUCCUGAAGUGCUUAGAGGGCAUAUGGGCGGUAUGGAUAAGAUCGGGCCUCGCUUAACCUGA